CUCAUCCAAAUUGACACCCGGACUCUGGGAAAUAUAUCCAGCAUCCAUCCCGUCUCCACUCUCACACACACGCUCCCUGUGUCAUCUCGACAGUCUCCACAUCAGAUCCCGCGCUGACAGCCUGUUGUUAUUUAUCGCGCAAACUGAGUGGAGAAAUGUUGAUCAAAUGCGCACUAGCCUUGCUGCUUGUCUCCGUUUUGGGUGAAUUGGUGGGAACGGAUAACGCUGACGUUCACGAGAGUCACCCUGAGAAACCGGCCAGUCAGAAGGGACGUCUCUCCUUACAGAACACAGCUGAGAUCCAGCACUGUCUCGUGAGCGCAGGAGACGUGGGCUGUGGCGUCUUCGAGUGUUUCGAGAACAACUCCUGCGAAAUCCGGGGCCUUCAGGAAAUCUGCAUGACCUUCCUGCACAAUGCUGGCAAGUUCGACUCGCAGGGCAAGUCCUUCAUCAAGGAUGCACUGAAGUGCAUGGCUCACGGCUUAAGGCACAAGUUUAGCUGCAUCAGCCGAAAAUGCCUGGCCAUAAAGGAGAUGGUCUUCCAGCUGCAGCGGGAGUGCUACAUGAAACACAACCUCUGCUCAGCUGCUAAAGACAACGUCAAUGUCAUGGUGGAGAUGAUACAUUUCCAAGACUUAUUUCCCAAAGGGCCGUACGUCGAGCUGGUGAACAUCUUGCUUAGCUGUGGAGAGGAGGUGAAGGAAGCCAUUACGCGGAGCGUGCGUCUGCAGUGCGAGCAGAACUGGGGCGCUCUGUGCGACAGCCUGAGCAUCUGUACAUCCAUCACCGCCGCUCCAGCAUCAGGCGGCCUCGAGCGACGCCCGCCGCUUUCCUCCCAGUCAGACGCCGAGCACCACAAGAGCGCUCGAACAGGAGACAAGGACAAACCCGGCAAGGUCGGCUUCAGUUCCCACACGAGAAGUCGGAGCCAAGGCCCACGGCGCGCCAGUUUAGAGACCGGCCCCGCCGAGCAGGAACACUCAAAGAUCAGCGAUAUUCGGAGGUGAAAUAGCAGGAUCACCUAAACUGACCAUGACACCCCAAUCCCCCACUUCACAGACUCAGCAGACCUCUUAAUUCAACCCAUCCAUCCUCACGUCUCCAGUCAUUCCAGUACAUUUUGCAGGGUAAAUGUGGUGCAACUUUUUUGAUACUCCAGAUUAUAGGACAUUGUUAAUUUUGUAGAAUUGCUUUUAUUUUAGUUCUAAUACAGCAUCUCUAUUUUGCAAAUCAUAUCAAUCACCUUUUUUAUUUAUUUUAUGCUUCAUGCAACGUUUGAAUAUAAAACAUGUACAUAUAAACCUAUGUAUAUCUAUAUUUAUAUAAACACAUCUAAAUAUAGCCUCCAUAUUCAGUAACGAUAUACUAUAUGUAAUAUAGUGCUUGCUGUUGUAUUAGUUACAUUAUUGCACCAAUUAUGCAUCUGACUGU
Messenger RNA from Sinocyclocheilus anshuiensis, 1431 nucleotides. Its product is annotated as stanniocalcin-2-like. NCBI's taxonomy places the organism in Eukaryota, Metazoa, Chordata, Actinopteri, Cypriniformes, Cyprinidae. Gene Ontology annotation, molecular function: hormone activity. Bases 156 to 1007 code for a protein of 283 amino acids. The transcript has 4 exons. Gene Ontology annotation, biological process: intracellular calcium ion homeostasis. Gene Ontology annotation, cellular component: extracellular region. The record is from RefSeq and is a predicted model, not a curated record.